Prosopis cineraria is the source of this 830-nucleotide messenger RNA. Its product is annotated as protein S40-7-like. Bases 487 to 717 code for a protein of 76 amino acids. Lineage: Eukaryota; Viridiplantae; Streptophyta; Magnoliopsida; Fabales; Fabaceae. The record is from RefSeq and is a predicted model, not a curated record. The transcript is spliced from 2 exons.
CAUCGCUAGUUAUUUUAUCCUUUUCUUCCCAUCUUCUUCGGACACUUCACUCAACCUUGGCAUCUUCAUACCAAAACUUAUCGACAAAUUAAUGAAAUGGACCCCAUAAGACAACUUCCCCCCGAUCACCUUCCUCGUCUGACCAAUUAUUUGGAAUCUUCACCUUCUCACCGCCGUCUAAUGUCAACAGCGGCUAUGAGUUAAACGAAGCUGAGCUUUUUUGGUCUGGCAACGUCGCUGAAAGCAAAAAUGGGCGCUCCAUAUCCACGAUGGUAGACAGAAAGCGGCGCCUAACUUUCGGUCGCCCAAAAAGCUCGGGCACCGUCGAUUUAUUAAUCGAACGUAGUUACCACGUCGGAGACUACGGGUUUGUACCGAGGCCGCCGGCUCAAAAUGCGCAUGUCACGGAGUGAUUCUCAAUGUCCGUGCCAGGUCUGCAAUUUCAGUAAUCGGCUCCGGUGAAAUUCAGUGCUUUCGAACCGGGCCAUGUCAAGGCGGCAGAACAAUAAGCUGGUUUUCGUGGAUAACGACAUCGUAGAUGACGAUGAGAUGUUACCGCCGCAUAAAAUCAUCGCUAGGGGAUCUGGUGCAUCACCGAAGACCACUUUUUCAAUGCUGGAGGGGGUCAAGAGAACCCUCAAAGGAGGGAUCUUCGCCAGGCAGCAGCACGUCCGCUGCGUAUCGUCCGUGAGAAGAGGAGCUAGGUCUCUGUGUUAAGAUGGAUCCUUCAGAGAUUUCAUGAUUUGCGGUUUCUUUCUGUUUUAAAUUUUGCCAUCUGGACUGUUAAUUACUCACUUUCUACCAAAUAAAAAGCUAAGGUCUCGACUAAC